UAGCACCGAUGAGUGAGGGCUGAGGAGACGGCGCGUGGCAGCUCCGGGCAAAGAACGCUCUGGAGUGUGAGUCUUCAGAAGCCAUUCCUAUAAUUUUCCGGAACUACGCGGGAUUUAGAAAGUGAGAGAUGGCUGGAGAGCAGGCAGCAGUUGACAUCACUCCCAACAAGGAUGGAGGGGUGCUGAAGCAGGUGUUGCAAUCUGGAGAAGGAGAAGAGGGGCCAUUGCAUGGUGACAAGGUGUAUGUACACUAUGUAGGCACCCUCCUGGAAGAUGGGUCCAAGUUUGAUUCUAGUCGAGACAGAGGAGAGCGUUUUUCCUUUACUUUAGGCAAAGGUGAAGUGAUCAAGGCCUGGGACCUUGGUGUGGCCUCAAUGAAGAAGGGGGAGCUGGCUAGGCUGACCUGCAGGAGUGACUAUGCCUAUGGGGAGCAGGGCAGCCCACCCAAAAUCCCAGCUAAUGCCACACUUGUCUUUGAGGUUGAGCUGUUUGAAUGGCACGGAGAAGACUUGAGCCAAAAGAAAGAUGGUGGCAUCAUCCGCAGAAAUGUCACAGCAGGAGAGGGCUACCAGACACCUAAUGAUGGUGCCUUGUUGAAUGUGCACAUCAUUGGUCAAGUCAAUGGAACAGUGUUUGAUGAGAGAGAUGUAAAGUUUCCUCUUGGUGAAGGUUCUGAAUACAACAUUCCUGAAGGCUUGGAAACUGCCCUUGAAAAAUUCAAGAAAGGUGAAAAGUCCGUCAUAAAGCUUUCACCGAAGUAUGCCUUUGGAGCUGAGGGAAAUCCUUCCCUUGGAGUGCCACCUGGUGCCUCAGUGGAGUAUGAGGCUGAGCUGUGUAGUUUUGAGAAGGCCAAGGAGUCUUGGGAGAUGGAUCAAGCAGAAAAGAUUGAACAAGCCAAGACUUGCAAAGAGAGAGGGACACAGUUCCUGAAAGCAGAAAAAUACAAGCUUGCAGUGAAACAAUACAAAAAGAUUAUUGAUCUGCUGGAAUAUGAUGCUGGCACCGACUCCACUUCUUCUGAGGACGGCAGUGACUCAGGGGAGGAAGCCAGCAGUGAAGCCAACACCAAGGGUUUGGAUGAUGAAAAGAAAGCAGAAAGUCAAAGUGUUCUACUAGCCGGACACCUCAAUCUCUCCAUGGUAUACUUGAAGCUAAAAGAUUACUCCUCUGUCCUGGAGCACGCCACCAAGGCAAUAGGCAUGGAUCCCAACAGUGUCAAAGCAUAUUUCAGAAGAGGCCAGGCACAGCUGAGCAUGGGUGAUCCUGCACUGGCACAGAAAGAUUUCCAGUCUUGUCUUAAUCUUGAGCAGAACAACAAAGCAGCCAAGCAGCAGCUGAUGAUUUGUGCACAGAAAAUCAAGGCAGACAAGAUGAGAGAAAAGCAGCUAUAUGGUGGAAUGUUUGAAAAGUUUGCAAAGCAGGAUAUGGAGAAAAAGAAGACCGAGACCAAGAUGGAUACCACUGAAGAAAAGUCUGAAGAAAAGCCAGAAGUUGUUAGCUAACUGACUUCCUGCAUAUUCUUAGAUUAUGUUUGGCAUCAAUAUUAAUGUGGUCAGCAAAAUUUAGAGAAGUAUACAUUCAAAAUUUCUGAUGUAAAUGUGAAAUAUUCAAGCCUUGCCUUAUUCUCUGGUGAAAGCAUACCUAAGACUGAUUUCCUUCCAUUGCCAUUGUGAGGGAAGUCUGCUGUUCUGCUCUCGUGUGCAGAUUAUUAUUAAUUUUUAUAUGUUUACAUCAUGAUGCUGAAUGUGGUUAAUCAAAUUGUGGGUAGAGAUCUUAUGUAAUUUUUAAAAAAAUUUUAUGUAUUGUGGAGCUAUUUAUUUUGAUAAAUAUCCAGCAAGAUCUACGGUGAUUGUGUGGACCAUUUUUCAUUCCUAUGGAAGUUUGUAAUUGUAGCUGUGCAAAAGGAUCUUAAUGUUUGAAUUUUGAUACUUUUGAAAACUACUAGCACUGCUAUAUAUAGAACAGAAAAAUGAACUUGAAGUCUAGUGAGUCAAGUUUUUAACAAGCAGCAAGACAUUACAUCAUAUGUAGAGCACAUUUACAUCUGAAGGAACUCUGAUACAUUUCAUGCCUGACAAGUUAUUAUUUAAUUUGGAUGGAACAGAAAUGUAGUAUAUGUCACUCUUUUAGGUGACUAAUUUUUAUUUACAUUUUAACUUCAGUACUUACACUAUUACUAGAUUAAUAAGUGAUUUUUGAAUUGAUGUUUGUGGUGUUACAGACUGAACAGUUGUUGUCUGAAUUGUUUCAAGUUACAUCUCAUCUGAGAACACACAGUGAUUGUUGGUGUAGAUUUGUUAUUAUUUUAGUUAUCUUGUUCAGCAUUUUGCUCCUAAUAAAGACUGUGAUGACACCAAUUGCCCCCUUGAGACAGCAUUUGCUUGACAACUCUGUUGGUAUAACAUAUGUCAAUAAAAAAUGCUUGAUUAAUCUCACAAA
Molecule: messenger RNA, 2439 nt
Organism: Portunus trituberculatus (swimming crab)
Lineage: Eukaryota; Metazoa; Arthropoda; Malacostraca; Decapoda; Portunidae
Product: peptidyl-prolyl cis-trans isomerase FKBP4-like
Exons: 11
Coding region: 129-1502 (457 amino acids)
Molecular function (GO): protein binding; peptidyl-prolyl cis-trans isomerase activity
Source: RefSeq, a predicted model, not a curated record